CAGGAGAGGGACUGCUAGGCUAAACACUGUCCACAAAAGACGUUUUCUUUCUGCGAGCUACAAACGAACAAGCCCGGCAAAAAGCCAGGCGGGGAGGACGCGCACUGACAGUCUCCAGCGACUGUUUAUUUCCAGCAGCUGUACGUUGACCUGCGUUAUUCCACAUACAGCAGCAGAUGAAAGUAGCAAUGCCUGAGAAACAUGUCACACAAAGAAGAUAAUGAAGGGAAAAGAAGCUCUCACCGCACUGAAUUGUACGCCAGCAUCCCUCCAAAAUGCCUGCCAAUUGUAUACCACCCAGACUACAACAUCACCUUCAUGGGCCUUGAAAAGCUCCAUCCGUUUGAUGCGGGGAAGUGGGGGAAAGUCAUUCACUUCUUGAAAGAGGAGCAGUUCAUCACUGAUGGUAACAUUGUGGAAGCCCGUGAAGCCACUGAAGAGGAUCUGCUGGUGGUUCAUACCAAACGCUACCUCAACCGAUUAAAGUGGUCUCUGGUGGUGGCAACAAUUACAGAAAUCCCUCCUCUGGUGUUUCUGCCUAAUUUCCUGGUGCAGCGAAAGGUGUUGAGACCUCUGCGGACACAGACGGGUGGAACAAUAAUGGCAGGAAAACUGGCUGUUGAGAGAGGAUGGGCCAUAAAUGUAGGAGGAGGCUUCCACCACUGCUCCGGUGACAAAGGAGGGGGCUUUUGUGCCUACGCUGACAUCACUCUGGCUAUCAAGUUUCUCUUUGAGAGAGUGGAAGGCAUCUGCAGGGCUACCAUCAUCGAUCUGGAUGCUCAUCAGGGAAAUGGACAUGAGCGUGACUUCUUGGAUGAUGGGCGAGUGUUCAUCAUGGAUAUGUAUAAUCCCUUCAUCUACCCCAGGGAUGGAUAUGCCAAAAGAGCCAUAAAGAAGAAGGUGGAGCUGGACUGGGGAACUGAGGACUCGGAGUACCUUCAGAAAGUAGAGAUCCACUCCGAGGGAGCGCUGAACGAGGUCCGACCGGACAUCAUUGUCUACAACGCAGGGACGGACAUCUUGGACGGGGACCCGCUCGGAGGACUCUCAGUCUCACCACUGGGCAUUAUUAGGAGAGAUGAGAUUGUGUUCAGGGCCGCGAGGCGACGGGGCAUCCCCAUACUCAUGGUGACAUCGGGGGGAUACCAGAAGAAAACAGCACGCAUCAUCGCGGACUCCAUCCUCAACUUGGAGCAGCAGGGCCUGAUAGGAGCGGAGGCGAUGGAGGGGGAGGGAUCAUCACCACUGGUGUCUAGCAUGAUGUCCACCUCUGGAUCAGCUGGAUCCAGAUUCACUGCUGUCUGAAGGUUUAACAUUCACAGGUGUUGUGACAGGUGUUGUGGGCACUGAGGUAACUUAGUGUGUGACAGGCAGCUAUGGCAAAGUCAGGUUAUCGCUGUCACACAGAAAUGUGUUUAUUUGAAAUUUCUGACAGCAGGGUUACACCAGGCGUGUUUGCACAUAUAAAACAAACAAAAAAUGAGAUAUGGUAAAUUUUUUACAUUUUUUAUGCGCAAGUCGGCAGUUAUUCAAAGGGAAUAAUCAUUCAAAGAGAAAAAUGAUACUGAAACAAUAGCUUUCUCCUAAUUUCAUAAGCUCUCACAUGCCACAAAAAGAGCUGUUUAAACUUUAAUCAGUAAGGGAGUGAUGGGUUUUAUGUUUAAUUUAUGUUCGGGGCAGCAUUUUAAAGAGGUAUUCUUUCAUCUCAGGAAAUGUAAUAAUAUAAUUUGUGAAAGAUAUGAUACAUUAAUAGUCCGUGAAAUGGUACAGAGGUUUGAUAUUCUUACAGAUGCACUGUAAGUGUAAUAAUUAUCCUCCAUCGCAGUUUGUGGUCAUGGAGGUGAAACACAAGACAAUUGCUCAUGAAAGAAUUAAGUGAUGUUUAACCCUCAUACAGAAGAUGUCUUCAUCCCUCAUUAGAAUUUUCAUGUAUCAUUUCUAGUAUUACAUUUUGGUGUUUUUCGCUCCAGAUUAUAUAAUAAUCAAAAUGAAGCUAACAGUGUGUCAUUAAUCAACUUCGACCAUUGUUUGUUUUUUGAACUUUAAUGCGGUUGAUGCUCUGAUUUCUGCAGUUCAUGUUUACAGGGAGCCCAAUAUGACUUUAAUGUAUUUUGUCUCUUAUCUUUGAACAAAUCAGAAACACUAAAAAUACUCUGAGCACUUUUAACUGCUGUGUGGUGAAAGUAAAGUUCACCAACAUUCCCAAAGCUGUUGAAAAUGGAUGUUGUUGUUGCAGUGUGCGUUUUGGACAUGACAUCAAAGGUCCAAAAACUGAAAUGUGUGUGAUUAAUGAGCAAGCCGGUACGCUGCAGCUUUUCAUGGGUUUUCACUUCUGAUCGGUGUGCCGUCAGACACACAGAACUCCCCUAAUGAUGUACACACACAGAAAAAAAAAAAAAAAAAGGGACAAAACAGAAAACAUUAGAUCAAUAGGAUUAAUGCAGCUGCUGGAAGAAUAUCACAGUUUCCAACAGACUUUCAUCAUACACAUAUAGAAAACUGCAGUCUGUAUAGGUGUGUGUACUUUUAAGUAAAACGUUUAAGUUUGUGUCUUAAAUUUGUAUCUAAAAAGUAUUAAGUGACAGAAGUUUUGUGCUCCCAUCCCUUACUCAUAGAGAACAUACUGAUAUCUAUACUGUAACUUUGUAUGUUGGUGGCUGA
This is a messenger RNA of Scomber scombrus (Atlantic mackerel), 2661 nucleotides long. It is a transcript of the gene hdac11, whose product is annotated as histone deacetylase 11. NCBI's taxonomy places the organism in Eukaryota, Metazoa, Chordata, Actinopteri, Scombriformes, Scombridae. The record is from RefSeq and is a predicted model, not a curated record. Gene Ontology annotation, molecular function: histone deacetylase activity. The coding region runs from base 202 to 1305 and encodes 367 amino acids. The transcript has 11 exons.